UGUAGCUGUGUGGGUCAGGCAGCGCGUCGCGAUCAAUAACUCCCCCACACGAGCUACACACUCCGGGGUCUCGACUACUACCCGUUACUCCUCCAGCUUUCAUUUGUCAUUCACAGUGAAUGCUGGACAGAAACUGCGCCAGGAAAACCUGUAAUAUGCGGAAAUCAGUGUGAUAAGUGAAGGCAUUCAUGUUGCUGCCGUGAUGGGUGUAGCAACUCAUGGAAGUGGAUAAUGUUUAGUAGACAGUGAUGGUGCGGGACACGCCAGGGAUGGCGGAGCAUACGCCAGAAGAGGAGGGAGGGGCAGUAAGUGCAGCAGGGGAGGAAGCUAUCAGAUUAAUCUUGGCUUCACUACGAGAGUCUAUGAGAGGAGAGGAGAGUGUUGGUGGCCUGGUCACUCCUUCCAUGGAUCCUCUACCCGUCGAGAGACACAUUAUCACUCAUCAACACCCUGCACUCAAUAUUAUUGUCAAACUCUACAAUAUGGGACUUACGGGCCUUUCCGAUUUCAUCAUUGAAGAUGUACGAGUGAACGUCCAGUUACUGACAGUGAUAGUGAGUCUUGGAUAUGACACCCUGCUGCUGGAUGGAGAGUAUGACCUCCAGGGUAAACUGGUGAAAGUAAUACCCAUCUCUGCUCGAGGACCAUUCACUGUCACUACCAAUAAUGCCAAGGUAACUCUUCGCGUUAAGUUGAAAGAGUGUCAGGGGCGUCUGGAGGUGCGUGAUUUGACGAGUGAGCUCAUUUUGGAGAGCGUAAGGUGCCGCCUCUCUCACAUGACUGGAGGAGCUCUGGUCAGUAAAGUCCUAAACACUCUACUGAGUGACCUGCUAAGGCGGGAGAAGCAACGUCUGGCACAGGACCUCAGCUUGGCACUUAAGACUUUGCUGAACAACGAACUCAAGAACUUCAAUCUGGGUGUGUCCCUGCAACUCCUGCGGACCAGUGAUAAGUACAUGCGACGAGGAUCCUUGUAUUAAUUAGUUUAAUAUCGGGUGAUGAAGAUUAUUAUAUCCACGAGGAAGAAAUAAAUCAGUGAGGGUUAAGGAGCGCUUAGGGAAUGGGAGGUCAUCAGAUUUAAUUCAAGAGAAGGGUAACUAAUUCAUUAGCUUAUAGAGACCUUCACCAGUAUUAAAGCACUCCUUUGAGAGGUUAUAUCUAUUAUUAUUAUUAUUAUUAUUAUGUUCAUGGGGAAACUCUAAUCCAUUAGGGGUCAUGCAGUACCUGAGAAAUGGGAGGUAAUCUGGCUUGAUCCAAGGAUGGAUAGGAUGUUUCCAGUCCUCGGGUCAGGAGCACAGCGCCAGCAUCAACCCCGUCCCCCGUGAAGAGAUAACUAGAUAAAGGCAGAUUUUUCUGUUUCUUUCACUUUAUAUGACUAAUUUUUCUUUUCCGCAAUUUAAAGAAAAUACUACAGUAACUUAAGUCAGAUAUAGACAAAAUAGAAAUGGAUAUUAAAAAGGUCAGCAAUGUUUUGAGGUUCAUAAAUUUACCCGAAGCUCUAUACAAUAUCUCUUAUAAGUCAGUAUUAUAAGUCAGGUUUUUGUUAUUUAGAAGUAAUGUACAUACAUACAUACACACACACACACACACA
Messenger RNA from Cherax quadricarinatus, 1591 nucleotides. RefSeq lists its product as uncharacterized. NCBI's taxonomy places the organism in Eukaryota, Metazoa, Arthropoda, Malacostraca, Decapoda, Parastacidae. The record is from RefSeq and is a predicted model, not a curated record.